This is a messenger RNA of Zymoseptoria tritici IPO323, 4614 nucleotides long. RefSeq names its product dsRNA-specific nuclease. The transcript has 2 exons. Gene Ontology annotation, biological process: siRNA processing. Gene Ontology annotation, molecular function: ATP binding; RNA binding; ribonuclease III activity. The coding region runs from base 1 to 4614 and encodes 1537 amino acids. Lineage: Eukaryota; Fungi; Ascomycota; Dothideomycetes; Mycosphaerellales; Mycosphaerellaceae. Gene Ontology annotation, cellular component: nucleus; RISC complex; cytoplasm. The record is from RefSeq and is a predicted model, not a curated record.
AUGUCUGCGCCAUCAGAUCUUCUUGCUGAAGAAGACGCCGAAGCCAACGACUCGGGCGCAGAAGAAGACCCACUGCCACCGGGCGCACCAGUCAGUCUUGUUGAGAAGCGCCGCCUUCAGAAGGCCGUGUUCGAGCAUUGGAUCACCACGCCCGCCUGCCAAGAAGCAUUGAAACCCAAGCACAAGGAUGGCAAGACGAAAGGCAUCGAGGAUGAAGAACAGUCCAUUCACUCACUGCUUGCUCAGCAACAGAAGGGUGUCCAGAUCGUGAAGAAUCCCAGGGAGUAUCAAAUCGAGCUCUUCGAGCGCGCGAAAAAGGAGAACACAAUCGCUGUCCUUGACACAGGCUCGGGCAAGACUCUAAUUGCUGUUCUGCUGCUUCGCUGGAUGAUUGACAAUGAGCUCGAAGAUCGAGCCGCUGGCAAGCCUUCGCGAGUUUCCUUCUUCCUUGUUUCUUCCGUCACCCUUGUCUACCAGCAACACUCCGUCUUGGAGUGCAAUCUGGAUCACAAGGUCGCCCGUUUGUGUGGUGCUGACAAUGUCGACCGCUUCAACAAGUCUAGCUGGGAGAAGCUUUUCUACGAAAACAAGGUCAUUGUAUGCACUGCUGAGAUUCUGUUCCAGUGUCUUUCGCGCAGUUACAUCACAAUGAAGCAGAUCAAUCUGCUCAUCUUCGAUGAAGCUCACCACGCCAAGCAAAAUCACCCUUUCGCCAGGAUCGUGAAAGACUUCUACCUGACAGAGCCAGACGCAACAUCAUGCCCUCGCGUGUUCGGUAUGACUGCCAGCCCCAUCGACGCCAAAACGGACGUUGUCCAAGCUGCCUCCGAGUUGGAAACUCUCCUUGGCUGUCGGAUUGCCACCACCUCGGACAUGAGCCUUGCAGAGUCCAUCAAGAAGCCCAAAGAGUGUGUCUUGCAAUACGAUGCACUUCCACAGACCGGAGCGGAAACCCUUCUCCUUCAAUCGCUUAAAGCACGUUAUGGCCACGUUGAAGUCUUCAACAAGACCUUCGAGCAGGCGACAGACAUCUCGCGUGUUCUCGGCAGGUGGUGCGCUGACAGUCAUCUCGUCGAUGCCCUGGGUAGUGAUAAGCUUAAGAAGCUGGAAGCCACCGUCGAGAGGCGAUUCUAUGCUCGAGACCGUAGCCAGGCCGCAGAUUCAGAGGCACGACAAGCCGAACUUGAGCGACAGCUGAAAGAGCUCCGAGAUGCAGUUGCGUACGUUCAAGAGCAAGCUACCUCAACAGCCAACCUUGCUACCGUCACGGCCGAUGAUGUUAGCUCCAAGGUAUGGUCUUUGCGCGGCCAUCUCGACGCGCAAUUCGAACGACCUUCAAAUCAUCGAUGCAUCGUGUUUGUCGACCAGCGUUACACCGCUCGGCUGCUCACUCGCUUGUUCCAAAAGAUUGGCACAAAGCACCUGCACAGUCAAUUUCUUAUCGGGCAUGGGAGUGGCAACGCCGAUGAAGGUUCAUUCACCUUCCGCCAACAGGUUUGGACUCUACUCAAGUUCAGAAAAGGUGUCUUCAACUGCCUUUUCGCUACAUCCGUCGCCGAAGAAGGUCUCGAUGUUCCAGACUGCAAUCUCGUCGUCCGAUUCGACAUGUACAAGACGAUGAUUCAGUACGUUCAAUCUCGUGGUAGGGCUCGCAACAUCAACUCAACAUUCAUUCACAUGCUGGAGAUGGGAAACUCCAUCCAAACGAAUCUUCUCAACGAAGUCCGGCACCAGGAGAAAGCCAUGAGGGAUUUCUGUAACCUGCUCCCCGCGGACCGCAAGCUGGACGGCAACCAAGAUGGACUCAAUGAGCUUCUGGAAAAGGAGAAGAACACGCGCACCUACACAGUACCCGCCACUGGAGCCAAGCUGACUUAUGGCAAUGCGUUGUCAAUUCUCGCGCACUUCGUGUCGGCUGUCCCAUCCGACAGCGACGAGCCUCAGCAUCCGACGUGUGUGAUCUCUGUCACUGGCCAGAAGUUUCUCGCAGAGGUCCUCCUACCUGGAAAUUCUCCCAUUCGCUCCGUGCUUGGUCGACCUGAACAGAGGAAGCAGCUUGCAAAAUGUUCCGCCGCUUUCAACGCUUGUCUCGAGCUUCGGAAGAAAGAGUACCUGGAUGCACACCUCAUGCCGAUCUACCAAAAGAAGCUUCCAGCCAUGCGGAAUGCUCUACUUGCCACGGGCAUGGACAAGACGAAGGGAUUCGCCAUGCAGGUCAAGCCGAAGAUCUGGGCCGAGCAGCGAGGCAUAGUACCGAGCCAGCUAUGGAUCACCCUCGUUGACUUCCCGCAAGGUUUGGACAGGCCGCACCGAUCUUUUGCCAUGUUGACGAGAAGUUCGAUCCUGCAACUGCCCAAGUUCCCGGUCUUCCCGAGUAUUGGCAAGUCAAGUGACGUGGUCUCCGCGAGCCUUUCACGACCUCUUGAAGUGACAAGCCAACUGCUUGCGAAGCUCACCGCUUUCACGCUGAGGAUCUUCCUGGACGUCUUCAGCAAGACGUACGAAGAAGACGAUGCGAAGCUUUCGUACUGGUUGGUGCCCACCACCAUCGCACUGCACGGAGACGAGGCAAGCAAAGAUCGCAUUCGUUCAAUCGAUCCCCGCGAAGUCAUCGAUUGGAACCUCGUCGAGAGUGUGUUCGAUAACAAGGAACACAAGUGGACACCCGGAAUGCCCAAUGACUUUCUAGCCAACAAGUUCAUCACCGAUCCUUGGGAUGGUAGCCGCAAGUUCUAUUCCAAGGCCGUCGAUGGAUCACUCAGACAAACGGACGACCUUCCCUCAGAUGUCGUGCCUCCGCGAGCCAAAUGGACCGGCAAGACGAUCAUGGACUACAGCGUUAGAUUGUGGAAGAACGCUGAUAAGAAGUCACAAUGGCACGACAAUCAGCCCGUCAUCGAGGCCGAGAAAGUGCUCUUGCGCCGCAACAUGCUGGCGUCUCCAGACCAGCAGGAGGUCAGUGUAAGCACAAAGGCAUACAUCUGCCCCGAGCCAUUGCGCAUCUCCGCCAUUCCACCUGAGUUGGCGACAUCUCUCCUUUUCUGGCCGGCAGUCAUCCAUCGAAUCGAAGCGUACCUCAUUAGCAUUGAGGGCUCAGCUUCAGUUGGAGUUGCCUGCGAUCCUACUUUCGCCCUCGCUGCCUUCACGAAAGACUCCGACAAUCAAGGUGAGCAUGAGGCGCAAGAGCGAGUCAACUUCCAACGUGGCAUGGGCGAGAAUUACGAGCGACUAGAGUUCAUCGGCGAUACGUUUCUGAAAACCGCCACGACGAUCUCGACCUUCAUCCAGAACCCAAACGACAACGAGUUCGAGUUCCACGUUCGACGCAUGCAGAUGCUGUGCAACAAGAAUCUCUUCGAACAUGCCUUGGAGUACAAGCUCUACGAGUAUAUCCGAAGUAUGGCAUUCAACAGGCGAACCUGGUACCCAGAAGGCAUGAAGUUGAUGGCUGGUACCGGGGUCAUCAAAGGUCAGGAGAAAGAAAUGUAUCACUCUGAGAUGACACAUGUGCUCGGCAAGAAGACCAUCGCCGACGUAUGCGAGGCUCUUAUCGGUGCUGCAUUUCUCACCCACAACCAGCCGGACGAGAAGUGGCAGCCUCAUCACUGGGAGCCUGCGAUUCAAGCCGUCACCAAGCUUGUUAAGAGUGACGAUCACACGAUGCUCACCAUGGAUGACUACAAAGCCGCAUACCUCCUUCCAGACUAUCAGACUGCACACGUCACCGCCGUUCAACGCGACCUGGCGGAGAAGAUCCAACUUGAGCAUGCCUACAGCUUCAACUACCCUCGUCUUCUGUACUCAGCCUUCUCCCACCCCUCCAACCCGUACAUGCACGCUCAAGUGCCCAAUUACCAACGCCUCGAGUUCCUCGGCGACGCUCUCCUCGACCAAGCCAGCAUCUCUUACCUCUUCUACAAAUUCCCUGCUGCCGACCCACAAUGGUUGACCGAACACAAGAUGGCAAUGGUCUCCAACAAGUUCCUCGGCGCACUGUGCGUCAACAUUGGUUUCCACAAACAUCUCCGCCACUCGCACUCCUCGCUCGGCAAGCAGAUCCACGCCUACGUCGACGAACUCGUCGAAGCGCGAACCUCCUCCGGUCCAGACUGCCGCGACUACUGGACCACCGUCUCCGACCCACCGAAGUGCCUGCCCGAUGUCAUCGAAUCUUUUGUCGGCGCUAUGUUCAUCGACUCCAACUUCAACUUUGCAGAGGUCCAGCGUUUUUUCGAAGAGCACGUCAAGUGGUAUUUCGAGGAUAUGUCCAUCUACGACACCUUUGCCAACAACCAUCCAUGCACCCACCUGCACCAGCGUCUACAGACCGGGUUCGGGUGUAUGGACUACCGACUCAUGGCCAAGGAGUUGCCGAACGUGGAGGGCGGCGCUGAGAGGAAGGACGUCGUGGCGGUGGUGAUGAUUCACGAUCGGAUUGUGGCUUCAAGUGGAGGAAAGAGUGGACGGUAUGCGAGAUUGAGGGUGGCGAAUCGGGCGCUGGAGGUUUUGGAUGGAUUGGCGCCAUUCGAGUUUCGUGAGAAAUUUGGUUGCGUGUGCAAGGGCGUAGAGGAUAGUGGAGAGGUGAUUACAGUCGGUGCGGAUUGUGGAGUUUGA